GUCAGCCAGAUACUCUUAAAACAGGUUGGGGGUCAGCGGAACGUACUCAUUCCUGCCCGCCGACGUGGGCGACAUUGGGCCCAUGGUGAAAUGUGCAAGUGGUCCCAACGGGCGACAGGAAGGAAAGGGAAGGAAAUCUAGGGUCGUAACUCAACCAAAAAGAUCUAUGACCAGGCACUUACAAAAGAACCCUGCAUCGACUCGCAUCGUCUUUACCCCGAAAUCUUGGUUCUCGCUCGCUUACGAAGGAAAUAGCCUUCUUCCACUGGCAGAUCUUUCGGAGAUCUCCAGGGGAGGGGUCCUUGUCCAUUUCUGAACAUCACCAAACAUUUAACUUACGUCGUUUCUCCGAGUCCGACCUCGCGCAUACCAGUGCAACUCAACGCAAACCAUGUCCUCCAAAGCUAGCGGACCCAAGACUCGACCAGAUCGUGUAAAACCGCCUGCACAGUCUGCACCCACAGAUGUGACCCCUCAACCACCAUCAUGGAGUCGACGCUCCUCAGCCUCAUCAAUCGCAUCCUUCCACUCCGCACGCUUCCCACCAGACGAGGAAACCCGCAUGCUCUCGUCGUCGAAUGACCUUAAAAGCGAAGCGAACACACAAUUUGCCAAAGCAGACUACUCCUCCGCCAUCGGGACUUAUGAUCGCGCUCUUGCAGAAUUACCGAGCUAUUUGGACUACGAAAUGGCGGUGCUCCAAAGUAACAUCGCAGCAUGUCAUCUGAAACUGGAGCAGUGGAAAGAAGUGGUGGACAGUUGCGAAAAGGGUCUAAACGGGCUGGAACGAGAGUUGCCUACGAAACCGAAGGACAAACCCAAAUCCAGGAAGACAAAGAAUGGCAGUACCAAUACCACGAAGAAGACCAGCAACGGCACGCACCAUCCGCUGAAUUCGGACACAGAGUCUGACUCUGAGCCUGAGCGACCUUCCCCAGCGACGAAAGAAGAAGAUGGGGAAGAUGAUAAAGUAGUCGAACUGCCCUCCGACGCCGACGAGAAGGACACCCAGGCUGCCCUCGCUGCACUCAAUCUCUCCGACACACGCAAAUCCGACAUCCACCGCAUCCGCACGAAACUCUUAUUACGUCGUGCUCGCGCACGCUCGUCACAACAGCCGCAAACCUGGUCCACUCUCUCCGCCGCCCUAGAAGACUACAAAACCCUCAGCACAUCCGCAUACUUCAAUACUUUACCGGCAUCGGAUCAGAAAACCGUCCGGCAAGCGCUGGUGUCUUUACCGCCGCGCGUCAAUGCGGCAAAGGAUAAAGAGGUAGGCGAGAUGAUGGGUAAGUUGAAGGACCUGGGCAACGGGAUUCUAAAGCCAUUCGGUCUGAGUACAGAUAAUUUCAAGAUGCAACAGGGUGAGGGAGGGGGGUAUAGUCUGAGUUUCGACCAGGGUGGCGGGAAGAAGGGUUGAUAGUGACCCCAAAGGGCGAUCAUUCACUUCGUAGAUCGAAGUGAAAGGAACACAGGCAAAAGGAUGUUGUCACAUUCUACUUUCUUGGUCAACUGUCUCCUUUCGUACAGACGUGUAGUGCUCAUUUGGUGCCGACUCAGCCUUUGUUGCACUGUCGUUUCCGUCAUAAAAUCGAUAAACUCCUACACAAAAACCUCCCAACUUCGUAACCAACUCCAAGUUCACCAUGCCGUCAUAUC
Exophiala viscosa is the source of this 1659-nucleotide messenger RNA. RefSeq lists its product as uncharacterized. Bases 392 to 1420 code for a protein of 342 amino acids. The transcript has a single exon. Gene Ontology annotation, molecular function: protein binding. NCBI's taxonomy places the organism in Eukaryota, Fungi, Ascomycota, Eurotiomycetes, Chaetothyriales, Herpotrichiellaceae. The record is from RefSeq and is a predicted model, not a curated record.